This is a messenger RNA of Caenorhabditis angaria, 1211 nucleotides long. The record is from the annotation of a GenBank genome assembly. Lineage: Eukaryota; Metazoa; Nematoda; Chromadorea; Rhabditida; Rhabditidae.
AUGAGUUACCUUAACUUGUUUUGGUUAUACUCUCGACUUUGUCGACUUGAUUUGGUUGGAAAAACUGUGAAGGGAGAGAUCGAGGUUCGAUUUUCAAGUUUUUUUUUUGAAAAGAAAACGUGGAAUUCUUCAAGGAAGAGGGAAAUUUGGGAUUUUUUAUGAGGGAAAAUACGUUAUUUCCAAGAAAAAUCAUAAUUUUUUCAGAAACAAACUCGGAAACCAUGGAAAACCUGCCUGCACAAAACUACAAAAAACAAAGAUUUCGAAAUUUUCGGUGAGUUUUUCUAACCAAACAAGAAGAAGUUCUGGAAUUUUGAUUGAAAAUUGAUGGAAUUCAAAUUGUAUCAAUUUUCAAUUGGAAUUUCAGAUGGAAUGCGGAAGCUAUGCCCAAUUUUUGAAUUGAAAAUGAAAAAGUUAGUUUCUAGCCUGUAUGAUCUGGAAUUCUAGUUUGAAUGAAAUUUGUUGUAAAAUUCUUAUUUAUCUCUUCUCCCAGUACAGAUAACAUAAUUUUAAUGAAAAAACGUACUUUCUUGAAUUAUUCUUCUAUUUAGAAUGAGUAUUUCACUCAUUUCUUUUACAGGAAAAUCGUCGGCGAAAAAUAUCGAUUCAAUUAAUGAAGCGAAUUCCGGUUGGAAGAUUUUGAUUUUCGAGGAAAAUUUGAGGAAAUGUGAGUUUUUUCAACGUUGAUUAUGAAAAUUUGAGCUACUGCGUUUUAUGCAACCUGGGAGAUAGUCUUAUGCGGGGUUCAACCAUGUGAAACCGAAAUUUGUCGAGUUUUUCGAAAAAAAAAAAAAAUGAAAAUAGAAUAAAAUAUUUGGUCGUUGCGGAAGGGUGUGAUAUUUAAGAUGUCCUUAGCCUAACUACAGAAUUAGGACAAUUGCUGCAAAAUAAAUUUUGAAGGAGAAGAAAUAUAUUAUUUAUUGCUAUGAGACAUGUUUUUGACGUAUUCCUGGAAGAUGAUAAUCAGUGCGAUACGUACUGUAGCUUGCGACGGACAAACACUUACAGCAACCUGUACAACUACAACCUCUUUCCAAUGGACGGAUGGUAGCACAACUGGAACUGACGGGUUUCAAUGGGUUACGGGUCAACCUGACAAUUCAGAUGGUGUUUCGAAUUAUGUUGUGAUACUUGUUGGUAGUAAAUUGAUGGAUGAUACAAACGACACAGGCAGCAGAGAUGGUGUGGUCUGCGGAGUGGCCGCCACCUAA